Cylindrotheca closterium is the source of this 855-nucleotide messenger RNA. The record is from the annotation of a GenBank genome assembly. NCBI's taxonomy places the organism in Eukaryota, Bacillariophyta, Bacillariophyceae, Bacillariales, Bacillariaceae.
AUGAUCUCUUUGACUGUUUCAACCUUUGACCAUGCUGCUGAUGUCAGCGACUAUGAUGAGAAUGCCAUUCCAAAUGAUGAACAACUGGCAUCGUCAACUAGGGCUGCUUUGAAAGAGAGCAUCAUUCAAGUUUCUUUUGCCGAACAAACCGCAUCCGAAAUGAGGCAAAUCUUGAGUGAUUGGAAUUCGGCAGCGAUCAUCAUUCCAGACAAACGUCAUCGACAACCCAUGCGUCGAAACUCGCUUGUGCUGAUGGACGUAGCGGAAGAAGGGCACAAGGGAAGAAGACUCUCCGUUCCUUCACCGAUGAAGGGGAAGACUGACGUUCCGUCUCCCACGUAUACCCUACAAACAGAGCUGAUGGACAGUGAAUCUGAGAUGACUGAGGAAUCGUACUUGAACGAAUCCAUACGAGUCGAUGACUCAUUUGUUUGCGAUGAAGAUGAUUCGCCCCAAAUAUCCUUUCUCCCGAGUUCGGAUGUGUUGCAACAGAGCGCAGCAGUCGUGUCCAUAGUUCGAAACACUAAGAGGCAAAUCUCGGAAGUGGACCGAACAAUGCAUGCAACAAGAUACGAUCCAGUUAUGGUUGAAUUGCAAAGCAGCCAUUUAUUGCUGAAAAUCAACGAUGAUUUCAGCAAACAAGAUAAAGUUUCGCAGCAUCAUUAUCAGGCACGGGAGAGCCUACCGUCACCCACAAACCAAACGGCAAUCGAGAAUCAAAGAGCUGGAACAAAAAAGGAGAAACGCCGAAGAAGACAACAUCUUUUGACCUACGUUGUCAUCCCAAUUGCACUCUCAGUUGUGGCCGCCAAGCUAUUGAUGGCAUAUUCUGAAGCCGAGGAGGAAGGUCAAUGA